Clonostachys byssicola is the source of this 1749-nucleotide messenger RNA. NCBI's taxonomy places the organism in Eukaryota, Fungi, Ascomycota, Sordariomycetes, Hypocreales, Bionectriaceae. The record is from the annotation of a GenBank genome assembly.
AUGGAGCAGCAAACAGAAGCUGUGGCAGUUCCGCCCACGACCCUCUUGACCUUGAACCAAAAACCAAAAGAAGCCAUGGAGCAGCAAACAGAAGUUGUGGCAGUUCUGCCCACGACUCUCUUAACCUUGCCGCGCGAGAUCAUUGCUCACAUCCUCUCGAACCUUGUCGACGAGUCAGAGGGCAAAUCGGACAUUCAAGCGGUCUUGAGAACUUGCAAGGUUCUCUACGCAGUUGCCCUCCCCAUCUCGGUUAGUGUAUUUCGGAACACUGUAAAAAGCUACAGCGGCUCAAGCGCAGCCUCUCGCACCCGCAACAUUCAGUUCCUGCGAUACAUUCUCAUUCAAAAGCCUUGGCUGGCUAAGAAUGUCAGAACAGUCAUCAUAGGAAGGUGUUCUGUGUAUGACGACAAAUACGUUGGCUUUAAUCGCCGACAAAAAGGAUAUGAGACAAUGUCAGACGACGAACUCCACGUCUACGGGUAUCACAUCGAGCAUAUCAUAGGCCAGCUGCCUUCAGGCUACACCCUUUCAUGGUACAAGCAGUGGAUGGCAGAUCUCAAAAGUGGUACUUCGGAUUCCCAAUUCGCCCUGAUUCUACUUUCCUGCACAAACAUUCGGACUCUUGUCUAUAUGGAACCGGAGGGCACAAGGCAUGUUGGUCAAUUGCUUCGUUUUGCUCGAAAUCUCCUUCAUAUCAACAUAGCGAUCCAGACUCCAGGAUCUGAAUGGGGAGACGGAAACCACCCGAAAAUGGCUAUCCCUCUCGCCAAUGUCCGAGAUGUCUUCCAUGAGACGCCCAACUAUAAGAAUGGCUAUAUGACCUUCUAUCUUGAGGCCCCAGACCUUCUGGCAUUACCCCGACUGCGUUUCUACGAGUGCGUCCUGGCCAACGGCGAUUAUGUCGCCGCAACAAUGUUCAAGGCCUUGCCGCGUCGAUCCUCUUCAGUGGAAGAGAUAGUUUUACAUUGUUCGUAUCUCUGCCCAGAAGCACUUAAGGGUAUGGUGGGCGCUUGCAAGGCGUUAAAGAAGUUCGAAUUCACCUACGGCAGGCUUGUGACGUCUCCUGAUCUCAUGACACCCAGAGAUAUCAUCGAGGCUCUACUGCCUCAUGCUGAUACACUUGAAGAGCUUUACAUACACUUGGAAGAUAAUGGCGAAAAGGACUGGGAUUGGGUUGAGAGCCCCGAGAAGCUGUACCUGGGGCCGAGGCUUCACAAGCUGCGCUUCUUGAAGAAGCUGACCGUAGGCAUGCAAGCCCUCACUGGAAUGCUUGCUUUUCCGCCAAAGCCUGAGGACGACUCUGAGCAGAUGCCAUUGGAGAUCGAGGGAGCGCGAACGAUCGUUGAAUGUCUUCCGGAGAGGCUGGAAAGCCUCUUGGUUCGUGACUGUGGGGUGGCAAUCGUGGACCAAAUGGAAGAGCUUCUCGCGGUCAUUGAAAGUGGUAGCCGUUUCGAAAAGCUCACCGACAUUCGACUGGUUUUCAAUGCCUGGAAGAUGGACAUGGAUGUCGAUGGUCCAGAAAUCACCCGAUUGAACAGAGAUUACGCCAACGUACGACUCAAUAUCGUUCUUCAGAACGAUCUGGCAUAUCUCUACGACCUGGGAUUCCUCAUUACCGAAGAUGACGAGUACGUAACCGAGAGAAACCCCAUGUCACGAGUUAACUCGCGCCAUGUCCGAGAUGAGUAUCUGGAGUCCCGAGGGAAGGUCAGCAACGAGUUUGAGAUGGUUCCGAAUAUUUUUGACUGA